Molecule: messenger RNA, 8677 nt
Organism: Haplochromis burtoni (Burton's mouthbrooder)
Lineage: Eukaryota; Metazoa; Chordata; Actinopteri; Cichliformes; Cichlidae
Gene: nudt14
Product: nudix (nucleoside diphosphate linked moiety X)-type motif 14
Exons: 5
Coding region: 93-824 (243 amino acids)
Biological process (GO): nucleoside phosphate metabolic process; ribose phosphate metabolic process
Molecular function (GO): metal ion binding; UDP-sugar diphosphatase activity
Source: RefSeq, a predicted model, not a curated record
CCGGCUUCCGUAGGCAUUCCUUCACUGUCAGUUAGUGUGCGGGUGACAGACAACAGCGGUGAGCCUCCAAAUCUAAGCUCCAAGUGUAAACUAUGGAAGAGAUUAACAACAUUGAAGUGGUUCCGUGCACAGAGUCUGACUAUCUAAAGCCGUUCAGGGUGCACUAUAGCCAGAAUGGCACAAAGAAAUCGUGGGACUUCAUGCGGACCCAUGACAGUGUAUCUGUGCUGAUCUUCAACACCACCUCACACUGUUUUGUCCUCGUCAAACAGUUCCGUCCAGCUGUAUACAUGUGUGAAUGGGAAAAAGCCAAGACGCAGCCACCAAAGUCUGCUGAAAAAACCGAGGAGGGUGCUGCAGAAGCCGCGACGGAGUCUCAGGAGGGCCAGUCAGCCUCAGAAGGGGAGAGCUCUUCUCAGUGGCUGCCUGCCUCUGCGGGGGUCACCUAUGAGCUCUGCGCUGGCCUGGUGGACAAACCUAACCUCUCUCUGGAGGAGAUCGCCCGCCAGGAGGUGCUGGAAGAAUGUGGCUACGAUGUGCCAGCUUCCAAGCUGAAGAAGAUUACUUCUUACAGGUCGGGUGUCGGUGUAACCGGUGCCAAGCAGACCAUGUUUUACGCUGAGGUGUCCGAUGACAACUGCGUCAGCCCAGGUGGAGGUGAGCCAAAGGAGGGAGAGCUUAUCGAGGUGGUCAAAGUCCCGCUGCACGAGGCCAUGACGUUUGCCUACGACGAGCGUAUACCCAAAACCAUGGGCGUCAUUUUUAGUUUCAUCUGGUUCCAUAAUAACAUGUCUCCUAAGUACAAGAUCUCCACCAAUGUGUAACUAGUAUUAAAAUAAGCCCUCUUUCUACAAUUUAUUCCAGAUUAAAUCAAACACUGGCCCAGCACACUCACUCCUCCCCUUAAGGCUCUUCAUCCUGUAUUGCCUUUUUGCUUAUUGGUACAUGAUGAAGGGUGGGCCCCUUGUCUUGUUGCCAGCUGGUAUCUUUAAGGUUUGUCCUAUUAGCUUUUUUAAAAAGACAAUUGUUUUAUGUGGUCCUAGUGUUUUUCCUAAAUACAAAUAUGCCAUAGCUGGUUGUCACUGGCACUUUUUCUCUUCUUUUUAUACGUAAAUCAUUCAUUUACUGUGCCAUUUGUUAUCAGUGGCUGCAUAUCACAGAUUUCAUUUGCCUGCCCUUAAUUAAAGGAAUGCUCCACUGUUUUUUUUAAUUUUAUUUUAAUGUAGAUAUUAAAUAUUAUCUACAUGUUAGUGUUUUUAAAAUCAAACUUUGGUUGAGAAAAAGGCCUUUAAAGUUCUUUAAACUUUUUCUCCAUUGCUAGUUGCUUUAGUAAAGAGAAUUUAAAGCUCCAGUAUAUAUGAUUUCAUAAUACUGUAACAAUAUUGUAUUUUCUAUUAUUAUGUGGAAAUGCCUCAAAACCAGAUUGGAGGCCACUGAAAACCACUGUUCGACUAAAUUAAACCCAAUUUCAAAAUUAUUUGUGGUCAAUGCACUGUAUUUCUGUUUUCACACAUUUUCGCACAUGAUGAGAAGGCUUGCAAGUGAAAAUAUUCCUCUUUCUCACCUCUGCUACAUUAAACACGGCUGUCAGUAUUCAUGAUUAACCUCUAAUGUGCCGCUGGUUACCUUCAGUUUGCCAGCAUUUCCACUGAAAUCUUGAAAGCAUUUUUGCUUUCCUGAAAAAGUCUGACUGUGACAAUGCAAAGCACAUAUACAGUAGCUACUUUUUGCACUGUUUAUAAUGUAAAGAUAGAUAGAUGAGGUUACAAAAAACAGUGGAGUAUUCCUUUAAUCCAUGAUCCAGUAAUGCAAAAACUAUACUAGUCAAUCAUGGGGCCUUGUAAUGAUUGGGGUAUUCAGGGAUGCCCCAUUUAAGUUCUGAAUCAUAGCCUUCAAGCAAUACUUACCUAAGUACUCCAGGCUGAACAAUCGUAGUAUCAUUGAAAUCAGCCCUUAUCCUUUUCAUCAAAUUCUUCGUGAAGUCAAACCAGUUAACAUUAGCAAACACUUACCUCUGCGCAGAGGGCCUCAGUUUAAUUAACUCAAUUGCGCUGAAGCACGAUCGUGAUUAAAAGCAGCCUAUUUGUAGUUGGAGACACUUAAAUCCACUUCUGGUGACAUCUUCACACUGCUGUGUUACAGGCGUUUUCAAGCCUGUAGCACAUCAGUGGAGUCUCAGACAAACAACAGUUUGUUUCGUUUUUUAUUUCGUAUGUUUGUUUUUUAGAGUUUUGGAGGAACUCAAAUGUAUACUGUUGCGGACAUGAUGUCUUAAGGCAGUAGCCUCUAUUUUUCUGAUUUUUAGAUUGUUUAUUUUUUGCACACAACAUCAAAGUUACAUUAUGAACCCAUAAAUCACAUCAAUAUUAAUUAGAAAAAUGUUCAGAAAAUGUAACCCAUGUGAAAGUCUGAUUUUUAUAAUAAUUCAUUUGCAAAACUCACAUGCUGAAAACCAUUAAUGCACAAACCUGCUCUGUCUCUUAUUGUAUGCUUCUGUACACUACAUGCAAUUCACACUAAGUACCUGCUGUAAACAUAACAUUUAUUAAAAGUUGAUUGGAGAAUGCUUUUCAGUUGUCACUUAUAGGCCUAGAGACUAGUCACCGAACUGUGUAUUCCCUGACCAGUUGGUGAGUGAUUCCUCAAUGUUGUUGCCUUUUUUGUGAUUGCUUUCAUCGCUAGCAAAUUGUCGCCCUUAGUUUUCAUGGAAGACACGGAGAUGAAAACACUAAUUGACCACCAAGAAUCUGAGAAAGAAAAAGUGGACUACAUCCUGGACGCUGGGAGUGGUCCCCUUCAAAGUAAAAGUUGUGCCUUACCGUUUACACCAACAUCUUCCAAAAACCACAACUUUUACUCUGAAGACCAAGACUAUCCAUUUGUGUUUACAUUGGACUCAUCACAGUUUCAGUACCACUUUUUGAACAGUUUUCAGGUGUUGGCAAUAUGUUACACACUGUAUACCUCUCUGUAGCCGAUUUCACCUCACAACUAGCAACAGCCUCUAGCAACCACUCGCCUACUGAUUAAGAAAUACCCAUUUUUCCCUAGUGACCAAUUAUUACCAACAAGCCACUGACUGGUCUCUUGUGAGCAGCCUAUAGAAACCUUAACAAUCAGUGGUUGCUGGAGUGACCAGUGGUUGCCAGGCUCCUGCCAACCAGUCUCUUGACUUGUAUGACUGGACCCUUAAUGGUUGAAGUGGAAAGGGAGGAGCCGGUGAACAAUUUUCCACCAGUAGGAGCAGGCUAAAUAGUUGCUGCGCACUAUUUAGCAAAAAGCAACCUGUUUUUUUGUUUUAGGCAGUGGAUCUGCAUUUGUAGCUUGGGUUGUUUUAGUGUAGGCAAAACUAGUUUUAGGUCAGUGAUUUGUAACUUGUAAUGCUGCAGCUAUUGCGACAGUUCGAGCUACCUGCUACUAUAGUAGUUCUCUGAGUGAACAGCUUGCCAUGUUCAAGUUGAAAUGACAGUACCCUGUCAAAUGUCACACCCUACACAAGUAGGUACUUGGUUUACUACAUCAAAAUUAAUAUUCAUAAGUAUCAGAAAAUGAGACGCACCUCUGAACUCACAAAGUGAUUCUCAACAGCAGCUUCUUAAAAUCUCAGGUCCAAAUAGUCCAAUCUUUGAUUAUAUUCAGAGUGGAUCUCUGAAUGUGAUGAUGACCAGCAUGUCUGUUACUAUAUUUUCACAUUUCAAAAUCACUUGCAGCUUCACUAACUAGGCAAGAAAGUUAUCACUAAUACUAUAAAAUGUUAGUGUUUUUCUUCACUCAAAAAGGGCUGGUACAUCAUUCAUUAUUUAAUAUGUGAGGAAGAGAACCACCCACCUUGUAGUUUUGUUAACAAAAAGUACAUAUAUAGAUGUACAAAAACCGAAGCAAAGCCAAUACUGUCUUAAAAAAUUCACCUUCAAAGACACAUUUCAUUAUAUUAACGUUAGUACAGUAAUAAUAAUAAGAGAACUACAUUUGAAACAACCAUUAAUAGAGCUGAAAUCCUUAUGGUGCACCUGCAGAAAUGUUUUUUUUAACUUCAGAAAUGCAAUGACUGAGUACAGAUAGUGACAACAAGCUUAAAGUAAUGCAGUGUAAUAUAACAGUAAAUCCUAUAUUAUAUACAGCCACAUUUCUGUACUUAUCUCUGUAGUUUGGGUGGAGAAAAUAAUACUACUACUAGCAUUACAGACAACAUUGUCCAAAAUCAGCACCUCUCUGAAAGAAGAGCACUUUUAGCUUUAGCAGCCAGGUGCGCAUAUGAAUAAAUACUCUAGGUUAAUAUGAACAAUCAGUCUAGCAUUUUUUUUAACGCUUUUCAAGCACCAAGAACAGCUGACAAUCAAAAGUUCAACAUUAAUUUAUUUUGAAACCUUAUGCUUCUUAUUCACUUGGUUUAUGUCUAUGUUUGUGAGGCUCUUCUCCUCUACAUACUAAGAAAUCCAGCAGAGAGAAGAGCAUAACUUUUGGGCAUAUCCCUAUAAGUGUGUCAUGGAGCCACCUGAAAUUCCGUCACCCGCGCAGAUUUAAAAAAUCAAAGGUUUUAUUUUAUUCCACACACUGACGCAAACAUUUGGGGAGUAACUUCCACCCAAAUAGCUUAGAAAAAUAUGCAUAAUCCUAAAGCCAUAAAUAUAAUUUGUUGAGCUUCUUUGUCCUUCGUCGACCAUGGAUCGUUCCUCGAUGUGCGAUUGUAGAGUUUGCUCAGACUGCUUGAAACAUUUGCUCAAUAGGUUCAUAUUUUCUCUCUCAAAUGCAUUUACUUUUGUGAGCGUGAUACCGGGACACUUUGGAAAAAUGUGGAAAGCACCUUUGGAAAACCAUGAGAUUACUUAUUAGUGUUACACAUUGUACCCCUAACAAGACUGCUGUAUGCUGCCUGACCAAGACAAAUUUCAGUAUUUUGCAUUGAUGACAACGUGCACUUGCCGUGGGCUUGUUUCUGUAAGGUUAGGGAAUACCCCAGCAUUUAUUUCCAUCCAGAGUUCUAUUAGGAUUUUCCAAAGGUUUCAUCAUUGAUGAUGGGAGAGUCAGACUGCUGUAUAAAACCUUCUUCAGCAAAGAUUCUCAGUGUGGAUAAAGCGCUCUCCAGUCUGCCGUACCUCUCGAACUUCCCAUUCCCAUUAUUGGGAAAAACCUAGUAAUUCAGCGCCUCACCCAUGCUCGAGGUUUCUUCCUGUUAAAUAAAAUGAGUUUUUCCUUCCAAGUGGCCAAGUGCUUGCCCUCUGUAUUAUUUUAGGCUCUUUACCUUACCUUACCUCAAGCAACUCGAGGCCACCAAUGUUGUGAUUUCGCAAUAUAUAAAUAAAAUGGAAGUUAAUUGACUUCAGUAGCUUCAGGUUGUCAGCUGACCUUUUUCUUGAGGCACGUAAUGUUCUCGAACCUAAACCUGACCAACUGAAGCAACUUCAGGUCAUAACGCUGAUCCCACAGGAUGUUGUGUGGUAGGCAUUUCACCCGCCUGUUCUUCCCCAAAUAUUCCCAUCAAUCUGAUGACCUUUUUCCAUUGCUCCAGAGUCUGAUCUUUAUGCUGCCUAGCAAAUAUAAACCUCAUUUAAGCCACGUUUUCUUAAAGCAACGUAGCUUCCAUUGAGCUCUCAGUGUGCACUUAGAAAUAUUUACCUUCACUGUUAAACAUAUCCUUGAUUUCUGCUGUUGAUCUGUUUUAGUAGUUUCACCAUGUAGGCCAAUAAUUUGACCGUUCUGAAAUGGACUAAUGGCUUUUCCACAACCGCAGAAUAUCUUCAAACAUGGUUGCUUGAGAACUGCAUUGGUUAGUGUUGGAUAAUCUGUUAGCAAAAACAUAUUCAUUACUGCAGUAAUAGGCUUUUAUGUGUUUCCUUAGUUAAAUUCAGAUGUGACUUGUUUUGGCCAGACAGUGUAUUAUAUGUUCUAACAUCAUAAAUUGCUGUUAGCUUUCAGAAGUUACUCAACACUUCUGCAGUCCCCUUUCUCUCAUAUGACAAUCGUACAGCCCUUUGUUGUUGUUGUUUUUAAGGUCAAAGUGGAUCUCAGCACUUGUUGUUUGGUUUACUGGAGAACCUCGGUGAAGGAUUUCCAAUGGUGCUCACAGUUUUCCAUUGUCUUGUUCUCAUCUAGUAUGGUGGAGUAUAAUAGAAGUAUCACACUUGUGUCUAGAAAUAACUCAUGAAAUGUGUUAGCCAUGAGGAUUCAAGGCUGGAAGAAAAAAUAUUUUUAGAAAUGUGUUUUACCAGUGUUUGCUUCUGAUUUGGCUCAACGUAAAAGCCAUUUUAACUUUAAGGCCAGUCUGUAACUUUUAACGUGCCUGUCAAAAGUGAAGAGCUGCACAGUGACUUCUCUUUAGGCUGAAAUAGAUUUGUUUGUUUGUUUGUUUCAGGCAAGUAUUAUCAGGUGAUUAUUUCCUAACACUUUCCCUUCUAGUUGUUAAGAGUAUUUGGUGAACAUUGCUGAGGAUUUGCAGCAGCAUUAUGACUCACUGACUGAAAAUAAAAGUACCGUCCAUGCGGGUGAAUAGCAGCUGCAAAGUGGGAAGGAUCGUGUCAGAUGUCCGCUAAUGUGAUUGAUUGGUGCAGAGAAUUCGGUUGCCAAAAGAAGCACAAACAGAGUGGUAGCACUUCAGGUUCAGCUGGUUCGGCCAGCUUCAGCCUGUAUUUGAGUUAUUUUAGUUUUGUUUAGCCUGUGGAGUCAAAAUGUAUUACGUAUUCUGUGUUAUCAGGCCUGCUGUUAAUUUUGUACUUAGGAUUUUUUUUCCCCAUUGGUUUUUUUUUUUUUAAUCAGCUUUUGUGUAAUCUUAUUUAGUUAGAAACAGCUGUGUGUUUCUGUGUUAAACACACAUCUUUUGAGUGUAAAGGCAAUCUCUGAGGUCUUUUUUUACUGAUUCAACACUGGUGACUAACAUUAUUCUUGGAGACUUAUAGGAAAAGUUUCACAGUUUUGGAGGAAUGUGGUUAUUAGACCUUUUUUUUUGGCGGAAAUUAAUUGCAGACUGAUGACCUGUCUGGGCAGUUACAGGGAUAAAGACUAGAAACAGAGGAAAACCCUGACACAAUGCUCCCAAUAGUCCAGGCCUGGGACCACCACACACACACACACAGAUCUUUUUUUGCAUUUAAUGCAAAAUAUAGUAAUCACUAUACUACGGAGCAGCGAACACGAGACGUCAGAAUAUGAGAACAGAUUCUCUUCUAAACUGUGAAAUGUUUUCUUCACACUUCUGUGUAACGAACAGGAUAUCGUGUCCAGACUUGAGUUGAGUUUUGCUGUUUUCACAAAAAAACAUUUCAGCCAUCUUUUUUUUUUUUACUUGUCACAUCUGAGAGAACAUUAUGCAUUUACGUUAUUCAAGUUGUUUUUGCUCAGUUUUUAACUACAGUCAUUAUGUCUUUGGCUCCAGCACCUUCAAACAGUGUACCUGAAUGCCACAAAGACGGAGCAUUUGCUGCUUCUGCUUCUCUACUAGAUGUACUGGUUGCAUUGUGCUCUCUGUGUAGACACUCAGUUAGCUUUGGCUUGCUGAUAACUGCUGGCUGCAGCUCAACUUCAUUGUGUCGGCGCCACAGUGUCAAAAAAGCAAAUAAGCACGUUUCGUCCGUUAACUGUCCCUUUAGGUCUACCAGUGCAACAAGCCUAACCUGCCCCUCUGCGACAAAUCUAAACACAUUUUUGACAGUUUAGAGUGAGGUUGCAGACUGUGCUACAGGUAAGCCAUAUGCUACUUGUAUUUAAUAUACAGGAAAACUCAUAUUUAUGGUAAGCAAAUGACUGAGUAUUUCAUUCUUGCCUAUGCUGGAUUUUCAUCCAUUUGCCCAGCAUUUCUACCUCCAUCACUCAGGCACACAACAAAGGUGUUUUGUGUCCGUUUGCUUGACCCUAAGGUGUUGAAAUUCUCAAAAACAGAUCAGUAACGUGGGAACCCAGUGGUUCCCUGUCACAAAAUACUUCAUUCAUCAGUACUUUUAUAGCUGUACCCUGCCCCCAUGGCUAUGCUGUAAUUGCUUCUUCAACUGUGAUUGUUUUUUUGUUUUCUUUUGUUAAGGGUUCGUGCACUGUUUGACAGUCUCUUACUGUAUUUUUUGAUGAUCUGAACAGCAGAAAAUACAUUUAAAGGUGCUAUGUGUAGUAUUGAGUUAUUGAAGGUGUAGUACUGUUGAUGAUUUUGUAUUAAGUCCAAGACUAAGUCACUUUUGCUUCUUAAUUAGCAGACUGGUAGCUGAAUAUUCGGAAGCAACAGAGGCAGUGAAGGAGCUCAGUGACUGUAUGUUGUAGCACAUGUUAUUCUAUUAGGCAGUGAAAAUCCUACACAUACUACCUUUAAGUGAGCAAAGUACUCUUUUUCUUAUGGUAAAGACAUAAAGAAAUUUGUCCAGUUGUGAUUUUUUUUCUUCCCUUUUUGGUGUCUUAAACUGAAUUUGUGUUUUUAAGAAAAUAUUUUCAGAAAAAGGUACAGGUAUGAACAUUGCAUAUUUAUGAAUUUAUCAUGUAUUUUAUGCUUUAUUAAAAUGUGUAUACUCAUUGUGGGCAGUGUUUUUAGUAAUGUUUCGAUUUUGUUAAUUUAUUACCUAAAUGUUAAAAUAUUUAACUUUCAAAACAUGACACUUGGUACAAACAUACAGGAUAUUUAAAUAUGAUACUUUGCAUGUGCACUGUGUUCGAUUAAACUGCAUUAAAUUCAAAUAAAAAUGGGUUUGAUGCCCAAAGUGUC